CUGCGGCAGUUGCAGCAGCAGCAGCAGCAGCAGUGCUUCGGCAACAACAUCGUUGCGUGUUUUGAACAGUCCGCUGACGUUCGCUCGUCGUAUUUGCGUCAACAAUAUCGUCAAGUGCAACUGUCAGCAAGUCUUUAAUUGUUUCCCUAUAAACCUCGCUCAAGAUGGAGUUCGUCAAGCCGGGGCUGAACGUCCUUAUCGUGUGGGGCUCGUCCGCUCCCGGAGAGAGACUGCAAUCCGUCGUGGAGGAGGCCAAGAAACUUGUCGGUGACAACGGACUGGUUGCAGUAGAAAAUGUCGACAGACUUGCCAUAGGUGCUCACCCUGCGUCACAUUUUGACCUAGUUCUGUCUGGUCUCGUCCAGCCGGGUGGUCUCUCACACUCAAACGACACUUUUGUGGAAAUUCUACGUGUGCUGAAGCCCAACGGUCUCCUCGUUGUCAGAGAACCUACUGGAACUGCCACUGGCUUGCGUACUCCUGAAAAACUGUCCUCGACUCUGAAGAUAAGUGGGUUUACAUCACUGUCUCAGAUUCCCCAGUCAGAUGCUGAAGAGGGAGCUUCUGUAGUUCAAUUUAAGUGCCAAAAACCAAACUUUGAGGUGGGUUCAUCUGCCGCCCUGUCUCUUCCCAAACCAGCUGAUUCGGUGGCAGCUGUAUGGAAGAUUGAUGAUGUAGAGGACGAUACCGUUGAUUUGAUUGACUCAGAUCAAUUGCUAGAUGAGGAAGAUCUGAAGAAGCCUGACGCUGCCUCCUUAAAAGUAUGUGGCACAACUGGUGUGAGGAAAGCCUGCAAGAACUGCAGUUGUGGUCUUGCAGAGGAACUUGCCGCUGAAGGGGGAAAGAAAGAAGAAACCACGACUAAAACCUCAUCUUGUGGCAGUUGCUACCUUGGUGAUGCAUUCAGAUGUGCAAGUUGCCCUUACUUAGGUAUGCCAGCAUUUAAACCAGGUGAAAAAGUCCAGCUGGCCAAUGUUUGAUUGGGAUCUGUGUUGCAGCCCAGGUACUCUUAUGCGUGUAAAUAUUACAUUUUCCAUGAACCAUAGCUUUAGGACAACUUAACUCUUAUUGUUAGUUGUUGAUUUGAUUAUAGAUUUUCAAAUAGCA
Molecule: messenger RNA, 1107 nt
Organism: Thrips palmi
Lineage: Eukaryota; Metazoa; Arthropoda; Insecta; Thysanoptera; Thripidae
Gene: CIAPIN1
Product: anamorsin homolog
Exons: 5
Coding region: 165-980 (271 amino acids)
Biological process (GO): iron-sulfur cluster assembly
Cellular component (GO): cytoplasm
Molecular function (GO): iron-sulfur cluster binding
Source: RefSeq, a predicted model, not a curated record